UGCGGGGGGCCGGGCCUGCGGGCGGCCGGCGCGGCGCGCACCCAUGGACGGUCCGGCCAUCAUCACCCAGGUGACCAACCCCAAGGAGGAUGAGGCCCGGUCGCCCGUCGCGGGCGAAAAAGCUUCCCAGCGCAACAUCAGCCUAAAGAAGCAGAGGGGUCGGAGCAUCCUUAGCUCUUUCUUCUGCUGUUUCCGAGACUACAAUGUGGAAGCCCCUCCGCCCAGCAGCCCCAGUGUGCUUCCGCCACUGGUGGAGGAGAACGGCGGGCUUCAGAAGGGUGACCAGAGGCAGGUCAUUCCCGUACCAAGCCCACCAGCUAAAUACCUCCUUCCAGAGGUGACGGUGCUCGACUAUGGAAAGAAAUGUGUGGUCAUUGAUCUAGACGAAACCCUGGUGCACAGUUCGUUUAAGCCCAUUAGUAAUGCUGACUUCAUUGUUCCUGUUGAAAUCGACGGAACCAUACACCAGGUGUAUGUGCUGAAGCGACCGCACGUGGACGAGUUCCUCCAGAGGAUGGGGCAGCUCUUUGAGUGUGUACUCUUUACUGCCAGCUUGGCCAAGGUCUUCAGCUGGACUCUGCUGGCUGGGACAUUCCUGGCUGGGUCUGUAUUCUGUGCUGACAAAGGCAAGAGCCACACAUUCUGCUCCACCAGCGUCGUCAGCUGGCCUCCACGGGAGCUACUAACGAGAGAUCCCGAGCCUGGGUUUUGAUCUCAUGUACACAAGGCAGAACACAGCCUCAAGGAAAACAUGGUCUCCCCCAGUGGUGUCAAGACUAAUUGUACGAGCAGCUUCAGUGGUGCUUGUGACGCCGCUCUGGGAUACUGAGGAACCUGAAGUAAUAAGCAGCCAAAUAGCGAGCAAGCGGGAAGAUUGCACCCGAGCGCCGGACCGAGGCUUGGUUUUUGUUUUUUUCUUCCUUAGCAAGAUUGAAAACUCUUCCUUGGCAGGGUCCCCAGUGUUCGCUUAAACAUCCUUGUCUGGGCCGCUCUUCCUUGGCUGCUCCCACCUGCCCCACCAUCUGUUUCUCUAGCCCUACUUCAGAGUUAUUCUUGCCUGCAGAGCCAAACCCAGUUCCCAGCGCAGCCUCAGGCUUCCAGCCCCGAUGGUCAGGUUGGACUGGUCAGAAUUCCAGCUCUAGCUAAUGAGUUUAGCUCAGCACUCAGCCAGCAGCUUUUGUACACUGCCUCCCCGUCUCCUGCUCGGGGCCUGCAGAGACAGCCCGCUGACUCCCAGACAGCCAUGGUAUCUGUUGGUUUGUCAUGCACCCUUUGGUUCAUUUGCCCCUCUUGCUUAGUGGGGCGCCAAGGAGAAAUGAUGAGCCCUUGUGUCCGGUGCCUGUAGUCUUCAUCCCAGUCUUGCAAGCCGGGAGCCCCUAGACACUAACCUAAAAGAUAAUCGCCAGGACUGGAAAGAUGGCCCGGCACGGGCCGCCUUUGCAGAGGAUCCAGGUUCAAUUCCCAGCACCCACAUGGCAGCUCACAACUGUCUGUAACUCCGGUUCCAGGCAUUGAAUCCAAUGCCCUCGCCUGACCUCUGUAGACACUGUAUACACACAUUGCGCCCACACAUACAUACAUGCAAGCAAGUACCCAUACACAUAGGUUGUUUUUUUAAAUCAGUCUUUUAUAAAUAAAAAAAACCAAAGGCUGAUUUCAACACUAACGGUCACAGAGGAGAAAAGGAACCGUCUUUUUCCAUCUGAGCCAACCCUUUGUAGACUGCUCACGUGCCCCUUCGCCCAUCACUCAAGAGUACUCUAAGCUGCUCGGUCAGCGAGAGAUGCAGCUGCUUCCCUUGGGAUUCCUUGGAGCCGGAAGGACUUUCCCAGGACCCAGCCACAGUGCAUCCUUCUGUGGCUUUCGUGACUCAGCCUCCGUGUCCGCUCCCUCCCUGAAGGGGUUGCCAGCCCUGGGGCUUCCUGGCUGUGUGCCUCGAUUUGACCUCGCUGCUGAGUCCAAGCCUCAAGUGGAGCCUGCAGGAGGAAGCGGGGAUGGGAUGGGAUGUGCUUGCUGCUUGCCUCCAUGUUCCUCCUGAGACAGUGAUCAAACCGUGGGAACUCUAAGCAGGCCUGGGGUAGGAGGCUCUAUGUCCUGGAGUGGUUACUCUGACAGCUGUGAGGUAAAUGGGCUAGGAGGGGAGGCCCAGCAGGAAACAGGAGCCUCCCAAGUGAGGGGGCCUGGUCCUGGAAGAUGCAUUAGAACUUAAGAAAUAAAGGUGGGAGUCGAGAUAUUUUUGGAGAGGAAACUGACAAGAACUUCUGAUGGAUUCUAUGGGAGAGAACUGUAAGAAUGCAGUGCUUUCUGACACAGCAGAGAGGGAAUACCACAAUCCUAAAACGCUUCCAGCUAUGUCAGGGCCUUUUUAAAAAGUGGCCCAAGAGGCCGAUGAGAUGACGAGGUGGCUCAAGGAUGCAAGCCUGGCAGUCUGAGGUCAAUCCCUGGGACCUACCUAAAGGUGGGAGGGAAAAGCAAUUCCCUGAAGUUGCCCUCUGACCUCCAGGUGCACAUCACGGUGCAUCUGUGCGCAUGUACGAACGUAACAGUGUUAAUUUUUAAGUGAAAGAAGAGUAUGUGUGGGAAGAAGGCUUAGUUGGUAUAAAUAUUACUAAGCGUCUGCAACCAGGCAGAAAGCCAGAGUGCUUCUGUCGGUCCAGCACUGGGGCGGCAGAGACAGGGGGACCCUAAGGCUCGCUGGACAGCCAGUUUAGAGGAAUCAUAAGCUGUGGUACAAGGAGAGACCCUGCCUCAAAAAAGUAAGGCUGAGAGCAAUAGAGAAAGACAUCCAAUGCUGCGCGCACACACAUACACACACACAUGACCGUGCACACACAUACACAGACAUGCACCAAAACAAGGAGGAAUCCUAGGCCAUUUCUUGCAAGGCUCUUCAGCUUGUAACUCUGUCUGCUUCUCAGAUGAGCACGCUUCCCUCCUUCUUCAGGCUUUUCCUCAUCCCCACCCCCACCCCCCUCUUCCUCACCCCCACCUCCAUUCAGCUUCCUUCACUUUUCUCUAGCCUCCUCUGGGCAGCUGCCAAAAUUUAUAGCUUGCCAGACCUGGGGUUUUUUUUUUCUUUUCAAAUCUAAUAAAAUACACCAAAACAAAAUGUCUGAGCCUGAUGUGGUGACUCACCACAGCCCGUAAUCUCAGCACACAGGAGACUGUGGCACUGGAGGGCUCCCUCUUGGACUGCUAAGCGAGGACACAUCUGAAACACCACCCCAAAAAAGCAUGUGGGUCCUGGUGUCAGAGGUCCCAGUCUCGGGGCCCUCCAGGUGCCUCGCCUUCACAGAGACUCUGUU
This is a messenger RNA of Mus pahari (shrew mouse), 3305 nucleotides long. RefSeq names its product CTD small phosphatase like (gene Ctdspl). The record is from RefSeq and is a predicted model, not a curated record. Gene Ontology annotation, molecular function: RNA polymerase II CTD heptapeptide repeat phosphatase activity. Lineage: Eukaryota; Metazoa; Chordata; Mammalia; Rodentia; Muridae. Bases 44 to 712 code for a protein of 222 amino acids. The transcript has 7 exons.